Molecule: messenger RNA, 252 nt
Organism: Dibothriocephalus latus
Lineage: Eukaryota; Metazoa; Platyhelminthes; Cestoda; Diphyllobothriidea; Diphyllobothriidae
Source: the annotation of a GenBank genome assembly
AUGAUCUACACCAUCUUCAACCGCGACUUUCGCACGCCCUUCUACGAGAUUCUGCACUGCAGAUGCCGCGGUAUCAACGCUCGCAUGCGAGUAAAGCAAUACGAACUGGAAUACGGACCCAGCAAUUCCGUUGUUUUCCACAGUGAAACCCCUGCUUUCAAUCCGCGUCUCUCAACUCAAAACUACUCUCCCAUGUUGAUGAAAAGGUUUGACACAAGGGAACAAUCGCUCCUCGAAGAACCCGCUGUUUGA